This is a messenger RNA of Nerophis ophidion (straightnose pipefish), 3067 nucleotides long. RefSeq names its product alpha-1,6-mannosylglycoprotein 6-beta-N-acetylglucosaminyltransferase B-like. The coding region runs from base 1 to 2274 and encodes 757 amino acids. The record is from RefSeq and is a predicted model, not a curated record. The transcript has 17 exons. Gene Ontology annotation, molecular function: alpha-1,6-mannosylglycoprotein 6-beta-N-acetylglucosaminyltransferase activity. Gene Ontology annotation, biological process: protein N-linked glycosylation. Gene Ontology annotation, cellular component: Golgi apparatus. Lineage: Eukaryota; Metazoa; Chordata; Actinopteri; Syngnathiformes; Syngnathidae.
AUGCGUGUUGCGCUGCGGCCACGCAGUGGCUGCCUUCUGUUAUGUCUGGGCCUGUCUGCCUUCACAUUGCUGCUGCAGAACCUCUGGGUACCUCAAGAAAUGUCCACAUACGAACCUGCUGGGAGGUCACCUGCGGAGGAUCAGGGUCAGCAGGGGUUGGGUUUACGCAGGCUGACCCUUCGUCUGGAGGUUCUUAGUAAUCACCUGGAGAGGUUGAGCCGACAGCAAAACAUGAAAAAGACCCCAGAAGAUCUUCAUCUGCUUCUACAGAGCUUUAGGCAAGACCAGCAAGCCUUGGCCCGCAUGGUCAAAAAGGAGCUGGAGAAAGUGAGCCGUAGGCUGGACCAGUUUAACCAUUAUAACCUGCCUCGCAUAUCGACCACACGUGAGAAUCAUGGGACCAAUGCAGGACCCACAGAGAGGUGUGUCGUGCCAGUGGACAAAGCAUAUCCAGUGUGUGCAGAGAAAGUGGAGGACUUUUACCAAUCAUCUAUGUUUAAGUUCCUGCAGGCCAAGUGGCGGUUAGACCCGUGCUAUGCCUUCUAUGGUGUGGAUGGCACCACAUGCUCCGUAUUAACUUACCUCAGCCAAAUAGAGACCUUUUGCCCUCCUCUACCUGGCCACAAGCGCCCUGCUCCCCCAUGGCAUCAGAAACCUACGCUUUAUACAAAGAAGGCUGAGCUACGUUCCACGCUGAGUCUGCUUUACGAAGCCAUCAGCAACAGCAGCGGUCCUGCAGUCACGUUCAUGCGGUCCAGAGUGGAAAUGAUGUCAAAGCGCUGGGAACAGGCGGCUGUCGUGAUGAAGCUGCACAACAAGACGCAUGCAUCUCAGAUGAAGGUGCUGCUUUAUCCUGGUGCCCUUGCUGGGGAUGCAGGCCAACAUUUCCAAGCCAUGGUGGAAAGAGGUGGUCCCCUUGGAGAGUUGGUUCAAUGGGCAGAUCUCAGCGCAUGUUUGACCAUACUGGGUCACAAUGUGACCCUCAGCGACUCGCAGCAUCACCUCCACAACCUGAUAGGUGCCGCUCCGGGCCGAGGCAGCUGUCCCAUCAAGGGGCCACUGACCUUUGACCUCAUCUAUACCGACUACCAUGGCCUCGCUCACCUUCGAGGAGCUAUGGGACUGGCUUUCCAGCAUUACCAGUGUCGCUUCAGAAUCCUGGAUUCGUUUGGCACUGAGCCGGCCUUUAACUUGGGAAGUUAUGCACGCAGUCAAGGCUAUAAGACACUGUGGGGCAGCUGGGGCCUCCACCCUUUGCAGUACAUGACCAUGUUCCCACAUACGCCUGAUAAUUCCUUCCUGGGCUUUGUCAGUGAGGAGGCAGCAAUGGAGCAGGAAUCUGACCUCAUUAGGAAGGAGAAAAUGGCAGUCAUCUAUGGCAAACAAGAGUACAUGUGGCAGGGAAAAUCUGAAUAUUUACAGGUGAUUAGUGAAGAGAUGCAGACCCAUGCAACUGUCUACCAGCCUCCAGGACAUGUCUCCACCUUGCCCAGUUCUGUGAUUAACCACGGCCUGCUCUCUCAGCAACACUUCCUGCGACUACUCCGCAGGGCAAAGGUGUUUGUAGGUCUUGGUUUCCCCUACGAGGGUCCUGCUCCCAUCGAGGCCGUCGCUCUGGGCUGCGUUUUCCUCCAACCGCGUCUAUAUCCGCCUCACUCUUCAGACAAUAACGAAUUCUACAAAGGCAAACCCACAACAAGACAGAUCUCCUCUCAGCACCCGUAUGCUGAAGAUUUCAUUGGUAAACCUCACGUAUGGACGGUGGAUGCCACUAACAAGACGCAAGUGCGGGAAGCCGUCAAGGAACUUCUCCGGACAGAGGUGAAGCCUCUAACGCCAAGAGAGUUCUCUUGUGAGGGAAUGUUGGAGCGGCUUCAUCAUUAUAUCACUCAGCAGAGUUUCUGCACUGCAUCUGUCACCACGUGGCUUCCAGAAAGUGCUCUAAGGGUGCACUUGGGUCCCCUCGGUCAGUCGUGUGUAAGUGUGUGUGCACGGUCCACCCUAGUGUGUGAGCCCUCGCUCUUUCCACGCCUCAACAACCCUGAAGUGUUCACCAGGCUCGGAAUCGGUUGUUCUGGCACGAUGGGGGAAGUCAACCACAUAUUUCCCGCCUACACGCCCUGGGGUCGACACUGUCGCCUUCAGCAGGAACCGCUGCUGUUCAGCUGUGCCGGGUCCGACCCUUCCCACCGCCGCCUUUGCCCGUGCAGAGCUUAUCGACCCGGGCAGGUGGCACUCAGCCCCGAGAACGCGCCGGCAAUGAAAGGCGUUUGAUUUUACACUGUCAAUAUGUCCUUUUGUGUGGGUUUGUUUUCACUUCUACCAAAGAGGGCGACUGCACUGCCAGGCAAAUAGGACUUACUUGAACUUGGACACAGGAUUAAAAACACAUUUUUGUGUCCAAUCAGCAAUCAUUUGGGUUCCUGUGACUUCAUGAGAUGAUUCAUGGCAAGAAACACAAAGUUUCAACUCAGGAAAUUAAAUUUCGCUGUUAUCUGCUCAUACUUGAUGAUCGAAUAAUGCCAUGUCUAAACUUAACUUAUGCCGUGUCUUGAUUUGGAGUUGAGCCCCUCUUUUUUUAGUCGGGGGUCACUUUUGCACGGUUCAUUGAAUCCCGCCUGGCUACAAAAUGAUGAGUCUGGGCCUCUUUGGAGAUAGUGUGACAGGCAAAAAACGAUGAGGCUCAUUAUCGCUGUGAAUCACAAAUAACCUCAGGGCGCCUUUGGGUGGUCACUGCCAUAUGAGCGUGAUUACAUUGUCAUAUAAACCUCCAGUUCCUGACUGUCUUGGCUCUGUUUAACUUCAUACCCUCCACUAUAGAGGAGGCAGAGCCGCGAUGUUUGUCUUUCAAACAUUGUCUGUCACUCAAAGCAGAAUUAAUUAUGUUUUCUUGACUGAAAUUACACGUUUAACCCUGAAGAGAUCCUGGACAUAUGUUGUGCCAUUCACUUUUGUUUUUUCAAGCUGUUUUGGCUGGGUUGAAUAAAUAUUGGUGGAAUUUGCUUUCUUAAAAUGUUUGGAAUUUUCAUAUGGGUUUCUUGAAUUAGUAUGACAUGCCAAAGACAAU